Acyrthosiphon pisum (pea aphid) is the source of this 4005-nucleotide messenger RNA. RefSeq names its product FLII actin remodeling protein (gene fliI). Gene Ontology annotation, biological process: actin filament severing; actin polymerization or depolymerization; myofibril assembly. Gene Ontology annotation, molecular function: actin filament binding; phosphatidylinositol-4,5-bisphosphate binding. Gene Ontology annotation, cellular component: nucleus; cytoplasm; actin cytoskeleton. The record is from RefSeq and is a predicted model, not a curated record. Lineage: Eukaryota; Metazoa; Arthropoda; Insecta; Hemiptera; Aphididae.
UUAACACAGCGUUAAGUUGUUGAGUAAUGAGUAAUGACAAUUUUCUAUGCUAAUAAAUAUUGAUGAGUAGUUGAGUGUAUUGUGUUGUAAGUAGUGUUUUCAAUACAACAAUUUGUUAUUAAUACUUCAUAAAAUGUAAUUCAUUUUUGAAAAUACUAAAAUGAUAAUGGAAUGCAUAAUUAAACUAUUUUAUUAUUUUAUUAUUAUUCACACCACAACAAACUUAAUCUAAGUAUUGUAGUAUUACAGUUUAUUCAACAUUUUAGUUUGUUGAUCGGUGACUAAUCAAAUAGCAAAUUUUUUGUAUUAGAAAUAAAUAUAUUAAUUAUGUGAAGUAAAUUUAUGUAAAACAUUUAAUACGGUUUUGUAUGACUGUAUAUCUUACCAACAACAUUGUUUAAUCUCAUAAUGGCCAAUACUGGUGUAUUGCCUUUUGUACGAGGUAUAGAUUUCAGUAACAAUGAUUUUAAAACAUCAAAAUUUCCUUCUGCUGUUAUGUCAAUGUCAAGUGUUCAAUGGCUGAACUUGAACAGGGUAAAAUUACAUGAAAUCCCAGAAGAAAUUGGAAAACUUGGAAAAUUAGAGCAUUUAUCAAUUGCACAUAAUAAUAUUGAAAGAUUGUAUGGAGAACUUACAGAACUAUGUUCAUUAAGGUCAUUAAUUGCUCGUCAUAAUUGCAUUAAAAGUUCUGGUAUACCUCAAGAACUCUUUUGCAACAAUCAAACUACAACCGAAUUGACAACAUUGGAUUUAAGCCAUAACCGAUUAACUAGAAUACCAGAUGGUUUAGAAUCAUCUUCAAGUCUACUAGUGCUGAAUCUAUCUCAUAAUAGGAUAAGUUCCAUUCCUAAUCAACUAUUUGUUCAUUUGACAGAUUUAUUGUCAUUAGAUUUAAGCAAUAAUGAACUACAAACACUUCCUCCACAAAUGAGAAGAUUAACAAAUUUGCAAACAUUAAUGUUAAAUAAUAACCCAUUAGAUCACUUUCAGUUAAGACAAUUACCAUCGAUGAAAAAUUUAACAACGCUACAUAUGCGCAAUACUCAUCGAAAUUUAACUAAUAUGCCUCCAAGUCUUGAAACGUUGACAUCUCUAACAGACUUGGAUUUGAGCUGUAAUCAACUACCAAAAGUACCAGAUGCUCUUUAUACCUUGACUAAUUUAAAAAGAUUAAACCUGUCAUCAAAUCUUAUCAUAGAGCUUUCAUUGGCAUUAGAGGUUUGGCAGGAACUUGAAGUUCUUCAACUUUCCGACAAUGAAUUGACAUCUUUACCAGCUUCACUUUGUAAGCUAUCAUCACUUAAACGGUUAUAUGUAAACUACAAUAAACUUGAUUUUGAUGGUAUUCCUUCUGGAAUUGGUAAAUUAUCUGCAUUGGAAGUCUUUUCUGCUUGUGGGAAUUUAUUAGAAAUGAUUCCAGAAGGUUUAUGUAGAUGUGGUAGCCUAAAAAAACUCUUGCUUGGCUCUAAUAAACUAAUUACGUUACCUGAUACGAUUCACUUAUUAAAAGAUAUAGAAGUACUUGAUUUAAGUAAUAAUCCACACUUAAUAAUGCCACCAAAACCUACUAGUAUGGCAACUGAUGGAUUGCAAUUUUAUAAUAUUGAUUUUUCUCUACAAAACCAAUUGAGACUUGCUGGAGCUGUAGUUCCGAAUUCUAUACAGCCAACUCAAGCUUCUAGCCGUGAUCCAAUUGCUCGUAAAUUAAGAUUACGGAGAAGUAAAAGGGAUCAUGAAGAAGAAAAACAAGCAAAAAUUCUUAAAGGUAUGCAAGACAUAGCAAAUGAUAAAAACAAUGAAACUUUUGAUGAUUGUAUAAAAGCAGAGUCAUUAAAACCUAAAAGAUGGGAUGAAGGAUUAGAAAAGCCUGCGGUUGAUUACGGUGAAUUAUUUGAAGAUGGAACUGGUAGACUCCCUGGCCUUAGUGUUUGGGAAAUAGAAAAUUUUUUGCCAAACUUGGUUGAUGAAGUAGCUUAUGGAAAACUUUAUAGAGGAGAUUGUUAUAUUGUUCUACACACAACUAUUAAUGUUUCAUCAGAUAGUUUAUGUUGGAAAAUUUUUUUCUGGAUUGGAGAUAACGCUUCUCUUGAUAAACGAGCUUGUGCUGCUAUACAUGCUGUUAAUUUAAGAAACUUUUUGGGAGCUGAAUGUAGGACUAUACGUGAAGAAUUAGGUGAGGAAUCAGAAGAGUUUUUAUCAUUAUUUGAUUCACCGUUGGUUUAUAUUGAUGGAGGACGUACUGCUAGUGGAUUUUAUACAGUUGAAGAUAUUACUUAUUUUACACGCAUGUUUAGAGUACAUGCUCAUGGAACUUCUGUUCAUUUAGAACCAGUUAAAUUAUGUUAUACAUCCUUGGACAUUGGAUAUGUAUUUAUUUUGGAUGCUGGUUUAUCAAUUUUUCUAUGGCAAGGUACUAAAGCAAAGAACACACUUAAAUCAAAGGCGAGAUUAUUGGCUGAAAAAAUUAACAAAAAUGAAAGAAAAAAUAGUGCAGAGAUAUUUAUUGAAGAAUUUGGCGAAGAAAGUAAAGAAUUCCGUGAUUUGUUACAAAUGGAUGAUACAUUUGACUCUUCUAUUGAUAUUCAAGCUAAUGUGGAUGAAAAUUUUGAACCACCAUGUCCUCGUUUAUAUCAAGUUAAAUUGGGUAUGGGCUACUUGGAACUGCCUCAAGUUGAAAUAUUACAUAAUACUUUAGAGCAUUCGCUUUUAAAUUCCAAAAAUGUAUAUAUUCUUGAUUCAUCUACUGAUUUAUACGUUUGGUUUGGAAAAAAGUCAACACGGUUGGUGAGAGCGGCUGCUGUCAAGCUCUCUCAAGAAUUAUUUGCUAUGAUUGAACGUCCAGAUUAUGCAUUAACAAUGCGUAUUCAAGAAGGAAAUGAACAUCAAAUCUUUAAAAUAAGAUUUGUUGGGUGGGAAGAAGUUAUUGCAGUAGAUUUUACGCGGACUGCAGAAUCUGUUCAAAAAACUGGUGCAGACCUAACUAAAUGGGCUAUGAAACAAGAAACUAAACAUGAUUUAGCAGCAUUAUUUACUCCUCGUCAACCACCAAUGUUGUUUAACGAAGCAUUACAACUAAUGCAAGACUGGAAUGAUGAUUUAGACCAAAUGGAGUCUUUUGUUUUGGAAGGGAAAAAAUUUGUGAGAUUACCUGAAGAUGAACUAGGACAAUUUUAUAGCAAAGAUUGUUAUGUAUUCUUGUGUCGUUAUUGGGUACCUGUUGAUGAUGAAGAAGGAAAUGAAGAUAAUAUAUCAGAUGGUCAGCCUGAAGAUUUCCAAUGUGUUGUAUAUUUUUGGCAAGGACGAGAUGCGUCAAAUAUGGGUUGGCUGACAUUUACUUUUAGCCUAGAGAAACAAUUUAAAGCUAUGCUUGGCGAAAAGCUAGAAGUAAUUCGUACUCAUCAACAACAAGAAAAUAUUAAAUUUUUGUCUCAUUUUAAAAGAAAAUUUGUUAUACAUUCUGGUAAAAGAAAAGUUAAACCACCACCAGUACAACUUUAUCAUUUAAGGUCUAAUGGUAGUGCACUCUAUUCAAGACUUAUUGAAAUAAAACCAGAUGCAAGAAAUUUAAAUUCAGCAUUUUGUUAUAUUUUAAAAGUAAAAUUUGAUCAAGAAGAUUCUAAUGGAAUUGUAUAUUUAUGGGUUGGAUCCAAAACUGACCCAGAAGAUAUAAAAUUAGCUGAAGAAAUUGCUGAUGAUAUGUUUAAUGAUGCAUGGACUAGUUUACAAAUAAUAAAUGAAGGAGAAGAACCCAAUAACUUUUUCUGGGUAGCAUUGGGCGGUGAAAAGCCUUAUGAGCAAGAUGCUGAAUAUAUGAAAUUUACAAGAUUAUUUCGAUGUUCUAAUGAAAAAGGAUAUUUCACUAUAUCAGAAAAAUGUUCAGAUUUCUGUCAGGAUGAUUUAGCUGAUGAUGAUAUAAUGGUGCUUGACAAUGGGGAGCAGGUAUUUUUAUGGCUUGGUGCUAGAAGCAGCGAAGUGGAAAUAAAAUUAGCUUAUAAAUCUGCUCAG